This is a messenger RNA of Sphenostylis stenocarpa, 1563 nucleotides long. Lineage: Eukaryota; Viridiplantae; Streptophyta; Magnoliopsida; Fabales; Fabaceae. The record is from the annotation of a GenBank genome assembly.
AUGCAAAUGAUGCCCGGUGACCCUUUUUCCCUAUCUACUUCAAUCGGAGGCUUCUCUCAAGAGCAAAACACAAACCCUAACCCUAAACCUAAUCCCCCUCCCAAGAAGAAGAGAAACCUUCCAGGAACACCAGAUCCAGAUGCCGAGGUCAUUGCUCUAUCGCCCAAGACCCUCAUGGCAACGAACCGAUUCAUAUGCGAAAUAUGUAACAAAGGGUUCCAGAGAGACCAAAACCUUCAGCUUCACCGAAGGGGUCACAACCUCCCAUGGAAGCUACGACAAAGGUCCAAUAAAGAGGUAAGGAAGAAGGUUUAUAUCUGCCCAGAACAAUCCUGCGUCCACCACGACCCUGCAAGAGCACUCGGCGACCUCACUGGCAUCAAAAAGCACUUCAGCAGAAAGCACGGCGAGAAGAAGUGGAAGUGUGAAAAGUGCUCCAAGAAAUACGCAGUCCAGUCAGAUUGGAAAGCCCACACCAAAACCUGUGGCACUAGAGAAUACAAAUGCGACUGUGGCACCCUCUUCUCCAGGAAGGACAGCUUCAUUACCCAUAGAGCAUUUUGCGAUGCCUUGGCUGAAGAGAGUGCGAGACUCACCUCAGUUACCUCAACAAAUCUAAAUUUCAAGAGUGAAGAGGGUGGAAAUGGGAUGAACUCGCAGCAUGGUUUGGGAGGCCAUGCACUACUUGCAGCACAAAGUCUUCAAAAUGUUUCUGGCAUUCCACAAUUUAGUCCACAUGGUUUUCGUUUGGAUUUUAAUGGAAUGGAACAACCGAGGCCUAGCUUGUCACUGUGGUUGAACCAAGGGAAUCCCCAGAUGAAUAAUAAUAGUAAUGUUAGUAGCAACAAUAAUGGUCCCGAUGUGGGACCCAAUUACAUGUCGUCAUGCUCUUCUUCAGGUUUGCCUGAUAUUGUGCAAAUGGCUCAGGCUAAUGCUUUGAUGGGUUCUUCAUCGAUGGUAUCUAAUUUUGGAGUGCCUGCGGGUUCUAAUUCCACCAGUGCAAAUCUUUCUCUGUCGUCACUUCCUAUUGGGAAAAGAGGGGAAACAGGUGGAACUGUAGUGGACUUGGCUUCAAUUUAUAAUUCUGAGGGUCAAAACAAGAAUUCAAAGCCUGCUUCACCUAUGUCAGCCACUGCGCUUCUUCAGAAAGCAGCACAAAUGGGUUCCACCAGAAGCACCAACCCUUCCAUUUUCAGUGGUAGUUUUGGAGUGAUGAACUCACCUUCCUCACAAACUACCAGUCUCAAUAAUAACAACAACAACGGCGGUGCAGGCAUGAUGCUGGGAAGUAACACUGCUGCUGCAGCAACUGAUUUUACCUCAUUGACGCAUUCAUCAAACAGUUUUGAAGAACUUGUGAUGCAAACCAAUGCGCAGUUGCAAAGUGAGCCUGUGAAGUUGAAGCUUCGUUCAAGGGCCGUGGAGCACAAUUUGACAAGGGAUUUUCUUGGAGUCAGUGGAGGAGGAGGAGGUGGUGGACCUCAGUUCCUACCCCAAGAACUUGCAAAGUUUGCUUCCUUGGGCUCGCCAAUGGGAUUGAGCCAAUUCACAAGUAACCAAUGA